This is a messenger RNA of Rosa chinensis, 2155 nucleotides long. Its product is annotated as protein FAF-like, chloroplastic. The transcript is spliced from 2 exons. Bases 196 to 1869 code for a protein of 557 amino acids. Lineage: Eukaryota; Viridiplantae; Streptophyta; Magnoliopsida; Rosales; Rosaceae. The record is from RefSeq and is a predicted model, not a curated record.
AUCAGCCACACCACAAAACCCAUAAACAUCAUCCCCUACUUUUCAGUAUUAUUCAUCAUAUAUCAUAUCGAUCUCUCUGCAACUCAAUCGCACACCUUCAGUGGUCUAUAGCUACUUCUUAGCAGACCUCUGUUGGGUGCUACCUCUUUGACUAAUUCUUCUCACAUCCAUCAGCAUCUACUCUCUGAGUUUAAGAUGCCGGGUUGUCUAAGCAAGAGUUUACACUCUUCUUCUCAUUUCAUGAAGAACAUGGAGCAAGAAGCCAAAGUCACUGAAAAGCAGGGGAUCGUCACCAUUCUCGGCUCCGACUGCGAAAGAAACAAAGCAGCUUCUCUGCGACGAACACUGUCGGCCGACAUGUCGUCCAAGAAAUGGCUUGCUCAACAAGGUUUCUUCUCUCCCAUGAAAAAGAUUGCAUCAUCUAAAGAGCUCUCCAUGUCCAUAGCGGACAGCAACUCAUCUUCCUCCUCUGAUGAGGACGAGGAUCAUUUCCGAAACAGGAAGGCUCAGCAACAGAAGAUGUUCCAUAUAUGGACCCCCAUCGAUCAAGAUGAUCAGAUUAAGAAGACCAAGAAAGAGAUGGCCGAGGGAAAAUUUGAUAUCUGGAGCUCACUGGUGAAUCAAAAGGAUGGAGCAGAAAACGAAGCAAACAAGAUUCCAGAAGCACCUUAUGUUCAUCCUCUUGUGAAGAAACAAUCGAGCUCUUUGAAAGGAAAGAGUCUUGAAGUGUGCACUGAAAGCCUCGGAUCCGAGACUGGUUCUGAAGGCUUUGGAUCAUACCCUUCUUCAGAAACCGGAGACAUAGAAGUGGCUAUUAAAGAGGAAGAACAAGUGGCAGAGAUUGAACAACCGCCGCAGCAACAACAAGAAGAUCAAGAGAAACAAGUGAAUACACAAGCAGUUUCGCAUGUGGAAGAGUUCCGAGUUGUCAAGUACAACUCUGCUGCUGCUAAGAAAUCGGCUGCGGUGGUGGUUCGAUCAUUUCCUCCUCCUAUCCCAUCUUUAUCGGGUUCUGAUGGAGCGUCUCUUCGCAUUAAGACUCACCGGGACAACGGGCGAGUAGUCCUUGAAGCCGUGUCGAUGCCUUCUCCCAAUAACUUCCGUGCUCAACGCCAAGACGGCCGCCUUGUCCUUACUUUUGUGAGUGCUACUCCGAGCUCUUUUGAGGAGUUCUCAGAGAAUGAAGAAGUGGUUGCUGAAGAGCAGAAAGAGGAAUUAGAGUACGAGGAGAAAUUUGUCAACUUUGUGGAAAGCGAGACUGAGGACGAGGAUGACGAGGAGGAUGAGGAUAGAGAGAAAGAGGAGGAAGUUGAGGUUGAGAGAGUAGUAGGAAAAGAAAGUGGAAUCAAGGAAAUAGAAAUUGGGAUGGAGGAAGCACCAAAAAUGUUGACGAGUAGGGUGACAACUGUUCAUAGGCUAGCACUAAUGAUGAAAAAGCCAAUUGGGUUGGCUAAUAGGAGUCAAGGGUGGGCUGCUAACAAGUUUAAUCAAGUAGUUAAGUAUGGAAGGGAUGAGGAGGAGGAAACAAUGAAGCCAACCCCACUAGCACAAUCACUUCCACCAAGGCCCGGCCGCGUGGCUCGGUUGAUACCUAAGUCACAGGCCGCAGCGACAGCAACACCCGCCGCCGCAGCUUCUUUGAAUGCUUACGAGUACUAUUGGCGCACCAAGCCCACAGCAGCACUCAACCCACUUUCCCAAGCAGCUUCCCCGCCCAUGAAGAGCAAGGACCAAAUGGCAAAUCAGCAGCAACAAUUGCUGGUUUUGAGAGGCAACAAAGGGGAUCACAUGGUUCCUUUGUCAAAGGGUUGCAAAGAGCCUAGAAGGUCUCUUCUAUUCUGGGAGCCAUACUGCAUUGCCACUUCUUGAUCAUCAUUAUCCACAUCCUCUCAGUAUCGACCCUUUGAAGGGUUGAUCCAAAUCCAUUGUUACUUGCUACGUACCCAUUAUUAAUUUACUCUAUCGGUCCUCUCUAGCUCAUAAGGUUUGUGUAGUCAAUUAAUAAAAGAAAAGGAAGGGAGAGACAACUUUGAUUUAGAGGAUCAAACAAUGAUAACAGAGCAAGAUAGCAGCAGACAUUUCAAGUAGUAUGUGCGUGUCAUAUAUGAUAUGAUUUAUAAUAUAAAUUCCCUCUGUUGUAGUAUCUACAACAAAA